Molecule: messenger RNA, 4068 nt
Organism: Closterium sp. NIES-65
Lineage: Eukaryota; Viridiplantae; Streptophyta; Zygnematophyceae; Desmidiales; Closteriaceae
Source: the annotation of a GenBank genome assembly
AUGUCCGCAAUUUCGUUACAAGCCUUCCGGCCGACCGCGGAGAAGGUGUACCACGUGGACGUGCACCCCACGCUGCCGUGGAUCGUCUCAUCGGACGGCCACGAUAACGUCGUCGUAUGGGACUGGGAACACCGCCAGGUGCUAUACGAGGUGAACGCGGGGGGGGUGGACGAGCGCCGUUUGGUGGACGCGCAGCUGCAGCGCAUCGCCGAUGGGGAGGAGCAUGCCAAGACACGGUCGUCAGCAGUGGGAGCAGAGGCCAUACGAGGAGGAGGAGUGAAGGACGUUAAGUUUUAUGACGACGAUGUUCGCUUUUGGACUGGAGCCAUUGCGCGGGCGGCAGUAGCCGAAUCCCCCACCGUUACAUCUGCCGGCCUCCUUGUGCCGCCCAUCGGCGCCGCCCCGUCCGCGGUGCGCGGGCGGCGGUUCUUGUUUGUAUGCUGUGACAACAAGGCGAUUGUCGCCGACCUUGUGACGAUGAGAACAAAAGACAUCCCCAAGCUGCUGCUGGACAACCGCUCUCCGCUUUGUGUGGAGUUUCUACCUCGCUCCAGUGCGCUGGGCGACGGUCCCUUUGCGUGCUUUGGAGGGCCUGAUGGAGCCAUUCGGGUGCUCUCCCUCGCAACCUGGCAGAUAUCGCGCAAGUUCACAGGAGGGCACAAGGGCGCAGUGCACUGCCUGCUCCCCUUUAUGGCGGGCAAUGGGGAGAUGAUGCUGGCAUCAGGAGGAGCGGACGGGACUCUCGUCAUGUGGGGGGCGGACUCACAAGCAAGCGCAGCAAAGGAGGUGGCGCCCAAGAUCACUCUCCCCAAGGCGCAUGACGGGGGGGUGGUGGGGAUCAGCCUGGCGCGCAUCCACGGCGCUGCCCCCCAUCUGGUCACGUGCGGCGGUGACAAGGCCGUGGCAUUCUGGGAUACCACCAUGUUCCGGGAGGUGCGGCGGAUGAAGCAUGCCAUUCCCAAAACCGUCUGCCACACCAUUGCCAGCUGGCGCCACCCGCGUGUGCCAGCUGUCGAGGUGCUCGCCUGCGCCAAGGACUCGCACGUGUGGGCGUUGGAGGCAUCAGGGGGCAGCAGGCCUAUCUGCGACCUCUCCACCCACGCACCCCCCACUCCCCAGUUGGCAGCAGGCAAGAAGCUGAAGAUCUACUGCAUGAUGCCGCACAGCCUACAGCCUCAUCUGGUGGUGUGUGGCACCAACGUGGGGGUGAUGCUCAUCUGCUUCGACCGCACUGCCGUGCCCCCUGCAGCCGCUCUCCCCACACCCCAGGGAUCCAGGCAGCACCAGGUGGCGUUCUGCCUGGGAAGGGGGCUGAACGCGCUCGCCUUCCAGCUGCUAACAGCAGGGCAGGUUGGGCCUGGGGCGGGUGUGACUGUGGCGGGGGGCGGGGGCAGUGGCAGUCAGAGGCCCGUCACUCCCGCUGGAGUCACACGGGUGGAUGCGCUUGAAGCUGCCGUGCCUGAGGUGAAGCAGGAGAGGCGGAGAGCAGUACCUGUUGCACAUGAGAGCUACUCGCACCUCUCUGUCAGCAAGUCCGGCAAAUAUCUUGCAGUGCUGUGGCCAGAAGUCCCUUUCUACAGCGUGUACAGCACAGAGGACUGGGGAGUUGUGGACUCGGGCACGGCGCGCCACUUCGCCUGGGACACAUGUCAGGACCGCUUUGCCAUCCUGGGAGGGGCCGUGGUGCCCAAGGUGCAGAGCAGCUCUGCCAGUUCAGGCAGGCACGGGUUCAGAGGGCGAAGCAAGAAGGAUGCCAAAGAGGCAGAGGCGGCAGCUGCGGCUGCCAUGGCUGCUGCAGCUGCAGCUCUGGCCGGGGCGACUGUGGAGGUCCGGCAGAUCCGGAAGGACGGGAAAGUGCAGAUCAUGUGCACAUCCAUUGAAUCUGGACGCCGCGAGCAGGUCAUAGGGCUCUUCCCAGGCGCGCUGCUGGGAGUGGCCUAUCGCAUGCCCAAGAAGACAUCUCUGCCAGGGGUCAGCCUGCCCUCUGCUGCGCUCUCCUCACGAGCUGAAUCAAUGGCUGACUACAGUGAGCACCCGCCAAACUUCCACCUUAUAAGCUGGGAGACGUUCAAGCCGGUCAGCGGCAUGCUUCCAGAACCGCACUGGACCGCGUGGGACCCCAUAGUAGAGUACUGCGCCUUUGCCUACGCCACGCACAUCGUGGUCGCUACCCUCCGCCCGCAAUUCCGCUGCCUGGGUCACGUGGCCGUGCGGGGGGCAACGGGAGGAACCUGGCACCGGCGUCAGCUCUUUCUGGCUACCCCCACCUCUGUCGAGUGUGUGUUUGUGGAUGCGGGUGUGAGUGCGAUCGACCUGGAAACAAGGAGGCGCAAGGAGGAGAGGAAGAGGAGGGAGGAGGAGGCUAAAGUGGUGGCAGAGAAGGGUGAGCUGGCUCUGCUGGCCAUGGCGCCUCCCAAGACAGAGGAGGCACCGGAGAGGGUUCAGCUGCGGCCUCCCAUGCUGCAGGUGGUCCGCCUCGCCUCCUUCUCCUCGCCCCCAGCAGUCCCUCCAAUCUCAGCCAUGGCUCGGGCCUGCAGCCUAUCAGCCGACGCCACGUCAGCGCCGCCCGGCACGUCAUCAGGCCCGGGGCUGCUGGACGGCCCCGAGGUGAAGCCGCCCGAAGUGGUGGUGGGCGGCGGGGGCGUGCCGGUGGCAGCCGGGCGGCUGCCGAUGGAGCAGCGGCGGCCGGUGGGGCAGGUGUAUGUGGUGGGGGUGCGAGACGGCGUCCUGUGGCUCGUGGACCGGUACAUGACAGCGCAUGCCAUCUCCCUCUCCCACCCCGGAGUGCGCUGCCGAUGCCUCGCUGCUCAUGGCGACCCCGUUGGUGCUGUCAAAUGGGCGUCCCGCCUGGGCCGAGAGCACCAUGACGACCUGGCGCAGUUCAUGGUGGGCAUGGGGUACGCGAGAGAGGCGCUGCACCUGCCUGGCUUGUCCAAGAGGUUCGAAUGUGAGCUGGCUCUCUCCUGUGGCGAGUUGGAUCGCGCUCUGCAUUGCCUCAUGGCGCUCUCCCGCCCCAUGUCCUCCUCGGGGGCGGCCGUGGCUGAUGCCGAUGCGGCCAUGGACAGCCAGAUGGACUCCACUGGGAUCCUUGCUAUGGCGGCAUCACAAGCCAACAUGAUGGAGGCGGCAGUGGGCGUGGCGCGCUACGCCUCUGAAUUCCUCGACCUUGUUGACGCAGCGGACGCCACGGGGCAGGCUGACGUGGCGGUGCGAGCGCUGCGCCAGCUGGCGGGGGCGAGUCUGCUGGAGGGUGCUCUGCUGCCAGCCGUGCAGCGGAGGGUGUCUCUGCGACUGGCCCUGCAUGGGGAGGGCACGAGACUGCAGAUGCAAAUCCAGUCACUCGUGCGAGGAGGGUGUGGGAGGGAGGCAGCGUGUGCGGCAGCGCUGCUAGGGGAUGCGAAUAUGCUGGAGAAGGCAUGGGCUGACACGGGCAUGGUGCCUGAAGCUGCCCUGCACGCCCUGUCUCACGGCCGGCCCACGCUCGCAACUCUCCUGAAGCAAUGGAACCGAUGGCUGCAGAAGGAGGAGGUGCAGCUGAAGCGGCACAACAUGCUGCACACAGCGCAUUUCAACACUCUCUUCGCCAACACCCAGGCCUCCGAAGACCCCUUCCAGACGCUCGCUCCCACCACCAAAGACCCGCCCAUCCAAAUCGUCCCCCCUCGGGAAUUCUCUGUUGCUCAAACCUCUGAGGAUGGCAGUUUGGGGUUCGGAGCAGCGGGAGCAGCAGGAGGGUUUGCAGGAGGGUUCCAGUCUUCUGCUGCAGCAGCGGCAGCAGCAGCAGCAGCACCAACCUGGUCCCUUGCUACUGCUGCUGCAGGAGGGAACUGGACCGCACCUGAUUCCCUCACACAAGACGAUGCUCUGUUCUCACGCCCCCCACCUCCUCGUGCUGGCUCUAGUGGUGUAGAGGGCAUGUCGGCCCCGCUUGACCUUUCGGUGCUUGAAGGGGCAGGCGAGCCGAAGCGUGGCCCAGCGACCAUUGCUGUGCCUGUGGAUUUCGGCCAAACGCUGGUGGGCGAUGGAUUACAGAAAGAGCCGGAUGGUCUGGUCUGGGAGAUACCGUAG